Molecule: messenger RNA, 3070 nt
Organism: Bolinopsis microptera
Lineage: Eukaryota; Metazoa; Ctenophora; Tentaculata; Lobata; Bolinopsidae
Product: ATP-dependent RNA helicase DDX24-like
Exons: 12
Coding region: 810-2603 (597 amino acids)
Molecular function (GO): RNA helicase activity; nucleic acid binding; ATP binding
Source: RefSeq, a predicted model, not a curated record
AGCACCAUGACUGCAGUCCCUAAAGUCAAGAUAAAAACUGAUGAACAAGUUAGGACGAAGAAGAGGAAACGCCCAGAAACUGAGAGAGCCAAGAACAAGAAGGAGAAGCUCAAGGAAUUGAAGGAUGGUCUGUCAGAGAUUAAAAAUAAAGAUAAGGCAUCGGAGGGAAAUUGGAGUGCUAUCAACAUAGAAGAAGAAAAAAGUCUUAUGUCUAUGGGACUUGCUAGUUUGGAGGUUCUUGACGAGGAAGAUUUCAUGAUAGAAAGACCUGGUAAACGUAAGAAGAAAACUGGUCCUAAAACUGGCAGUAAGAAAUCUAAAAAAUCAGCUGAUGAUCAAGCAGAUGGGGAAACUGCUGAGGGGUCGGAAGAUCUGACUGUUUGUACUAAACGGAAAAAAUUGUCAUUCGCAGACAAGAAAGAGCAGGUGAAGCUGAAGCGGAAGGCGAAAAUGCAACAAGUAAAAUUGAGAAAACUCGAAAAUCCUGACUCAGAAGAAAAUAAAUUAAGGCUGGAAAAAAUAAAAGCGAAAAGGAGGGCUAAGAAACUGAAGAAGAUGCAAGAAAAACAGUUACAAUCUGAAGUUGACAAAUUUAUCGCCGAAAAGGAAACCGAAGCCAGUCCUAGUUCCAAUGAAAAACCCGUCAACGCAGACACCUCAGUCCUUCCAGCACCUUCUGACACGUCUACUGAAGAACUGAGUGUUCCUAACCAGUCGACAACACAGAUUAGUGAGUCGCCUGUUAUUUCUUCGGAGAUAGUUAAUACAGAUAAAGAUAAUGUUUCUGUACUGUCCACUUCUCCUGAGCCAUGGAAACUGAAACCAAGGAAACUACCAAAGUAGAUAGUGUCGCUACGGUGGAUGGAGAAACUAUCCUUGAUGAGCCACAGCCACUAUCAGUGUCUAACCCUACUGAAGAUGUGAUCACCACAAUGGAGGUUGAUACUGUCCCUGAUGAUACAGCAGGUGUUGAUACUGUCCUUGAUGAUACAGAGCCUGAGUCUGGCCCAGUUGCUCUCACUGAAGAGGAGAAGGAAAAGGCUAAAGCUUGGCUAAGACUGGAUGUCUGUGAGCCAAUAGUGAAGGGUUUACUAGAGCUGGGUUUCUUGAACCCCACUCCAAUCCAACAGGCGUGUAUCCCAGCGGGUCUUUUAAAGUAUAAGGACGUGAUAGGAGCUGCAGAGACGGGGUCAGGGAAGACUCUAGCGUUUGGGAUACCUCUGGUUCAGAGGAUCAUGAGACUGUCAGAUGAUAAAUGUGUGAAGGGUUUGGUUCUGUGUCCUACCAGGGAGCUUGCUUUACAGGUGACGGAUCACUUACGAGCUGCUUGCAAGCACACUGGAGUACGAAUAGUUCCCAUAGUAGGAGGUAUAGCGUCACCCAAACAGGAGCGCCUACUCUCGUACAAGCCGCCCAUUCUGGUGGCUACACCUGGCAGGUUGUGGCAGCUCAUCCAGGAACACCCAUAUCUCCAGGAUCUGUCCACCGUCAAGUUCCUCGUCAUCGACGAAGCUGACAGAAUGGUCGCUGACGGACAUUUUGAGGAGGUAACACAGAUAAUAGGUAGAAUUCCAGGCCCAGAACAGCGCAACGCUUUCCUCUUCUCUGCUACCCUCGCAUUCACUAUCGACCGUCUUGAUGAAAAGGCUAAGAAAAAGAAGAAAACUAAGCAGGAAAAAAGAGCUGAGAAGAAAGGGAAUGCAGGUAUUGAGCUGCUAGUAAGAAAUAUCGGAGUUAAAGAGAAGGUUGAGAAGGUAGACUUCACCCAGAAGAAAGGAACUGCUGAGACGCUGACGGAGACCUACUUUCUGUGUAAUGUCGAGGAUAAGGACCUUCACCUUUACUACAUGUUACUGAAUCAUCCUGGCAAAAUACUCGUCUUUGCUAACUCUAUCGAUAACGUUAUGAAUAUUGUUCACAUAAUGAAGUUAUUAGAGUUACCAGUGAUACCUCUCCACUCUGCUUUACAACAACGACAACGCUUCAAGUACUUGGAAAAGUUCACUCAGAGCACCGCCUCAGUCAUGAUAUGUACAGACAUAGCAGCACGUGGGCUAGACAUUCCAGAGGUAGACACAGUAAUACAUUACCAGCUGCCCUCCACAAAGGAGGCCUACAUUCACAGGUCGGGCAGGACUGCACGUGCAGACAACCCCGGUCUUAGUGUGGCUAUUGUGGGACCCAAGGAUUUCAAGACCUACAAGAAGAUAACUUCCCAAAUGUCAGAGUUCCCCACCGAAGGCAGUAGAAUCAGACUACUUCGACCUGCAGUAGAACAAGCCCGACAAAUAUUCAAGAUAGAACGACUAAGAACACGGCCUGAUAAGAGAGAAGCGAAGUUGGUAGCGCUUGCAAAAGAGGCUGGUUUUGCGGAUACAACGAACGAAGAUGAACCUGCACAAGCCUUGGAAUCUAAAAAGGAAGUUAAGAUAAUGAAAGCCAAACUGAGAGUUCUCCUUCAGCAACCUGUUAUUGAUCCGCUGAACAGUUCGAGGUACGCGACCAAGAAAGGUGUUAUGGACGAUUUUCAGACGCUAAACUCGUUCUCACUCGGUGUGUCCGCUCUGGAACAUUCCAAAUCAAGCUCAAAGAAGAAACGGUGAACUGUGGGUAGAUUGCAGACAUCCUGUCUUUUAGUAUUUGAUAAUUUGUGAAUUCAGUAUGAUAUGUGAUGCAGAAUUGUGAAGUAAAGUUGUCAGAAUAUUUGGGAGAAAGAAUUAGAAAAAAAUUGGAAGCAAAAUGAGAAUUAUACCUAAGUUAAUUUAUUGCAAUUAAAUAUGAAUACUUAUGAUAGUCCAAUAUGUAUCGAUUGACUUGUAAAAUUAAAGUUUGUCUUAAUUCAGUUUGUUUCAUUACUAAAAAAGUUAACUUAGCCAUUUGAUGAGUUAGCUGUGUUAUUCGUUUUCGGGCUUUUAGUCCCAAUCAAAUCAACGAGUAAAGAUUCCUUUCUCUCAAAUGUGCAUUUUUGAUCUACAUCGUUUUACAUUCCAUGUAAAUUUUAAAGCUCUUAUUUAAUCCAUUAGAAACUAAUUAAUUAUUCAAAUAACAUCGUAUUAUAUUUAACAUAUUU